This is a messenger RNA of Lagopus muta (rock ptarmigan), 4265 nucleotides long. It is a transcript of the gene RBP7, whose product is annotated as retinol binding protein 7. The record is from RefSeq and is a predicted model, not a curated record. Gene Ontology annotation, molecular function: fatty acid binding. Gene Ontology annotation, cellular component: cytosol; nucleus. Gene Ontology annotation, biological process: fatty acid transport. The transcript is spliced from 4 exons. NCBI's taxonomy places the organism in Eukaryota, Metazoa, Chordata, Aves, Galliformes, Phasianidae. The coding region runs from base 1923 to 2327 and encodes 134 amino acids.
UUCUGAGUUGUGUUCGAUGCUCAGUGCUGCACAGCAAUUAAGAUAAAAAUGAAAAAAUAAGAGUCUUGACAAGAAAAACAGGAGAAUUUGUAAGGGAAGGAUAACUGAACCAUCACAGGACAGUAGGUAGCUCUUACAAAAGUGCCACAGCCGGUUCCUUGGAUUAGACUUGAAAUAGUAAUGCUAGGACCCUCCAUAAGUCUUAGUCUGAAAUUCUGCAGCAAUGUAAUGUUUCUUUCUGUAAACCCUGGCAAUCUGCAGAAUCUUCGUAUUGAACUGCAACUUUCAUCCAGAUUUCUGCAGAGGCUUUAUCCUAGUACUGAUUUCUCUUUUCUUGGAAGAGACAGGAGCGCACAACAGAGCUCUUCAAGUAUCACAACUUCGUAGUAACAAGUUGUGGGUGAAAUGUUACUGUCUGAGUCCAGGAAGAGCAUUCAUUCGCAUUCCUCUGUGCCAGUCCUAGUUAAGUAUAUGUUGGAGAACAAUAUCCAUCCGCAAACAGGAAAGAAGCUUUGACGUCUUCAUUUCCUACCCACAUGAUUCUGUGAUUCAUACAGGUCAAACUUUGCUCCAAAAAUGUAGCUAAAGUUCAGUGAAACAAUCUUCUCUGCAAAGUAUUAUCCUUUUACUCAGACUACCCUGAAUAGAUAAAAGUAGCAGCUGUGAGUUCUCUCAUUCAGACUCAACGCAGCGUGUUCUCUUCUCAUGGAAGACAAUCAUUCAGUUUAGAAGGGACCUUAAAGGCAAUCUACUUCCAACCCCCUUGCCAUGGGCAAGGACACCUCCAACUAGUUCAGGCUCCUCAGAGCCACAUCCAACCCAGCCUUGAGUAUUUCUGGGGACAGGGCCUCCACAGCUUCUCUGGGCAGCACCUUGCAGUGCUUCAACACCCCACAGUGAAGAAAAUUCACUACAUCUUUCUCAUAUUUAACCAAAAUGUACCUUCUAGCCUAAAGCCAUUACCCUUUGUCCUAUAACGACAUGCCCUUGUAAAAAGUCUCUCACAAGCUCUCUUGUAGGCUCCCCUUUCAGUUCUGGAAGGAUGCUUUAUCACCUCCUCAGAUCCUUUCCUUCAGGUUAAAGAAAUGCAACUCUCCUCUAGAAAGCUCACAGACACAGCUGUAGAACUGUGAACAGACCUCAGGCGUCUAGAUCUGUCAUUUCAGCCUCAAUUGUUACAUAAGCUUCCUGUCUGGUAAAGUACCAGAGAAAACAGAAUUUUGCUUUCAUUCUGCACGUUGCCCAUGAGUCUGGGUCUUGGUUCAGCCAGAACAUAAGUAACAGAAGUAAAGAAGUCAGAACAUCAACAGAUAACUGUGGCACAGCAGAGCUGUGUUGAGGAUCACAUCAGAGAAUAAUGUGCAAAUAAGAUUUGCCUUUCACUUUCCUGUUAUCGCUGCUAGACAACAAUGCUGCCCACUGUUCACUACAGACACAAACCAAUGAGGUAUACUGCUCACUUCUACUACACUGAAGUACAGCUUUAAGACUUACUGAUACAGCCCCAUGGGUAGAUCUUUUCAAAAAAGUAUUUAGAUUUCAAAUCAUAAACCCUCAGACUGAAUGUGGACACAGGAAAUCUUAGGAAUGACAAACUGUGUCCAUGAUACCUUUUAAAAGAUACAAGAUAGACAGAAGCUGUUUAAAUCAGUUUCUGGUUUGUGCUGUGACUCUUGAGUUAAUAACAUUUGCUCCAUACAAAGAUUUCGGAAACAGUGAACUUUUCCCUCCAACCCAGGCAAUGCUCAUCUACAGAUAUUCCCUCUCCUAUUGGCUCAGCAGCAGUACCCCUCCCCUCCACCAUCAAUGUUCUCAGACACAAUCCCACCCACGGUCUCUCAUAUAAGGCCUGGUUGGAAAUCUGUUUCUUUACUUCUGCUUUUGGACAGGGGUUGACUGUAACUCCUUCUCACAAUCUAGCAAUGCCUGUGGAUUUCAGUGGAACCUGGAACCUUGCCAGUAAUGACAACUUUGAAGGCUACAUGACAGCUUUAGGCAUUGACUUUGCAACACGCAAGAUAGCAAAAAUGCUGAAGCCUCAGAAAGUGAUUAAACAGGAUGGCGAUUCUUUUUCCAUCCAUACUACAAGCACAUUCAGAGACUACAUGCUCCAAUUCAAAAUUGGUGAAGAGUUUGAGGAAGACAAUAAAGGCCUGGAUAACAGAAAAUGCAAGAGCCUGGUUACCUGGGACCAUGACAAACUUGUCUGUGUCCAGGCUGGGGAGAAGAAGAACAGGGGCUGGACUCACUGGCUCGAAGGAGAUGACCUCCAUUUGGAGCUUCGUUGUGAGAAUCAAAUAUGUAAGCAAGUAUUCAAGAGAGCUUAAAUAUCAGCAUUGGUUCCAACAUGGAAAGACAGCAGGAGGUCAUGCAUUCUGGUGUCCAGUGAUAACUGAAAAUACAAAACCUGAUUUCUUUCUAAAUAAACAAUCUGUUUCUGUCUCAGGAAAUACUACUGGUUGUUAGCAGUGUCAAAGAUCUGAUUUUUGCUAAUAAACACCACAAAACAUCUUAAGUACCUGUCUUCUGAAUGUGCUUUGGAGAGGGGAAAAAUCCCCAGUUGUGAGCGAUACGGUGCUUUGUGGUUAACUAGUCACCUAGAUCAAAACAAGAACCAUUCCCCCUUCUAAAAGGGCAUGGCAAGAUCAAACAAAACAGGAAGUACAGCUUAAACUUGUGUAACUCUAGGAACGGUAAAAAGUUAAGAUUCCAACCAAGGAUGGAACUUUACUGUUUAAAAUGCUUCUCUCCUUAAGAUACACACUGGUACUUUGGGGGCAGUUAACUGCUCCCACUAACUCUCAAAUGAGUAAUGUGAAGUCUUGCUUUGUUUUCAUAACAAUGAAGUUCAGUUUACCAGAGGAAGUCAGUCAGUGACCACAUCCCCUGAUAACAAAGAUAGGCCUGAGCAGUCACAUAAGUUUCAGUCCAUGAAAUAAUUUGAUGCUAUCAGCACAUAUAGAAAGUAAAAAAUAAUGCUGCUCCUGGUGAGGCUUAUUCGCAUGUAUUUGUUCCAUUUGCUAGCAUACUUUACUAUACAACAAUUCACCAGGUCAGAAACAAGAAAGAAGAAUAAGCUCAUGUAAAUAAGUGGCCAGAUCAACUUGUUACAUAUGUGAAAUGAGCUGCUACAUCUCCUGGGUAACACCAACAGCGCACAGGUCCUAUUGCUGAAGUUUAAUCUAAAUUACUGAGCUUCAGAUAGAUUUAAUUAGGAUUCUGUUUUUCACUCAACUUAUCCUCAAAGCUUUUAGAGAUAAGUAGUACAACUCAUUAUUUAGGUAUCUCUUCCUCACUCUCAGCUCUGUUGAAGCUGGGAGAAUUUCUAAUUAGAUCAAUAUCCCAGAUAACUACCAGAGGACUUGAAAUGUGGCUUCCAAAACAAGAAGGAAAGUCCUGGUACACCUUAGGAGUCAGGACAGGGACAUUUGGAGGACUGGGAGUAAAACAUGGAAUAUAUUUCCUGAAUUCCAAUGGAGUAUUCACUUUGGAACUGAGAGCUGCUUUUAUUUGCUUGGAAACGAGAUUUAUAAUACCAUAGAACUUAAUAUAAAUGACACUUUCAUACAGCAAACGUGCUCUGUCACCUCUACCACUAACAUACUGCAGCAGUCACAGACUUUGCUACUCCAUUAGAUGACACGACUGCAACAGAAAGCAUUUUCAUUUAAACUGUAGUGAUACCCUACAGCAGCACUUCCAGUGUUAAAUAUUGCAAAUACGUUCAAGUCGCACAGUUUAAAAUCAUGUAUUCCAAUCAUCUGUGCAUGAGAAACACCACAGAGGUGGUGACAGCAUUAAAAAGUCUGUUAGUACAAAGAGAGACAACUAGAAAUCAGAGAAACAUAAUUUUAGAAGCUCACGUGACUAUAAAUAUCACACUUUGGUAGUAAGGCUACUAUAGAGAAGGUUUUGCUAUUAAAAACGUAGAAGAGUUGCUAUCAAUUACAUUCCUUUUUUACAUUGCUACCUUCCUACUUCAAAUGGAUGAUUUGAAAGCAGACAGUGCUACGCCCAGCUCACUGGAGGAUGAUUUGUAGUUGCUGAGGAAGAGACAAGCAGCCAGGGACAGAACUGCUCACAAUAAAUUAACUAAAUUCACAUGCUUUAAAAAAAUACAAAUUAACCAUCUUGAAAUACCAAGUGUAAGAAAUGAGAGAACAGUUUUAUGUAUUGUAACUGAGGAAGAAAAGAGACAGUAAGGUAACUUUCACCAAGAAACUAAACCAGGAUCCCCACAGCUCCAGAACUAAAGGACAGGAACA